GGAGGUAGUCGAAAUCGGAGAGGAGAAGAAGGGUUUAGAUUCGAUUCAGAUUCAGCCGGCUAGAACAUGGCACACUGGCGAUUUCUCCGCGGGCUCUUCUCGCCGGCCGGGGAUGAGCCUCCGUAUGCCGGAAGGAUGGCCACCGUGGCUGAUUUCUGCUUGCGGCGAUUCGAUCAAAGACUUAACACCUCGCAGAGCCACCACAUACGAAAAGCUCGAGAAGAUAAGGAAGAAGUUAAUGUGUAAUGUAGUAGAUGGUGAUGUUCCAUGGGACAUGUUCUCUUCUUCGUGUAAAGGAUGUUCCUGCUCGGAAUCAUGAAAGGAUGCUCCUGCUCUAGACUCUUCCUUAUGAUCUACAGAAGAUGAGAAGCUUUUGUUUAAAGGAGAUGAUGACUAUGAUCGAUGAUCUCCUUUUUUGUAUAAUACGGACAUAUACAAUUUAUAAAUGUUCUUUUUAUAA
Arabidopsis arenosa is the source of this 460-nucleotide messenger RNA. NCBI's taxonomy places the organism in Eukaryota, Viridiplantae, Streptophyta, Magnoliopsida, Brassicales, Brassicaceae. The record is from the annotation of a GenBank genome assembly.